This is a messenger RNA of Clonostachys rhizophaga, 867 nucleotides long. NCBI's taxonomy places the organism in Eukaryota, Fungi, Ascomycota, Sordariomycetes, Hypocreales, Bionectriaceae. The record is from the annotation of a GenBank genome assembly.
AUGGAUACCAACGGGUUUUAUUCCACCGUGCUGCACCCAGCACACCAGGUCGAGGCCGAAGAUGACCGUGGCCGACAACACCAGCGCGACACGAUGAGUGCAGGGAGCUCUGGUCCUCCACCUUCGUCUUCGUCAGCGCACCGACACCUUGAAUCCUCCUCUGCCUUCAGACUGCGAUCGCCCUCCAGCAGCGCCCAUUCCGACCACCACCACGGGCACAAUCCCAAUCCCAGUUCCAACCACAACCACAACGCUCCCCAUCCACCACCGCCGUCCUACACCUCGUCUGCCGGCUCGCACCAUCACCACCACCCUCAGUCGUCGCCCCAGCAUCUCCGAUCCAGCCUGCACGCGCCUGGCGGCAGCCCAUACAUGGCACAACAACAGCCGCAGGGCUCGUCCUCUGUCGGCGGGCCCGUGGCUCCCACGCUGCCACCGCCGUCGGGGCUUGCAGCACCUCAGACAUCAACGUCGCCGAUGGCUGGUGCAAGCCAUCAUCACCAUCCAGGUCCCUCGCCAUUGCACGCACCCUCGGGCUACUACCCUCCCCCGGCCUCAUCGGAUAGCCAUCGACACGCGCGCGAUAACAGUGGUAGCAGCAGUGGCAGCGCUGCCAAGCCCACGAGGAGCUUCUACGAUCCAACUACAGACUCGUCGUCUCACGAGCGUCGCGUCUCAGACUCGUGGCAGACCACAACCCCCAAGCUACUCAUCGCCAAAAUCAUCAAUUCAUCGCCCUCGCAGCCCUUUAUCUCACUCACACCCAAACCCACAUCGGGGGUCGUUAAGUCCGCCCAGCCGACAGUCACACUUGGCAUCGCCCGGCUCGAAGCAUGCAGGCGCGCUCAGCAUGACCUCCACGUCUAA